Ylistrum balloti is the source of this 588-nucleotide messenger RNA. RefSeq lists its product as uncharacterized. Lineage: Eukaryota; Metazoa; Mollusca; Bivalvia; Pectinida; Pectinidae. The record is from RefSeq and is a predicted model, not a curated record. The transcript has a single exon. Bases 1 to 588 code for a protein of 195 amino acids.
AUGCCGCAAACAAAGACUACCCCUAGGCUGCCUGAGUUGAAGUGUCCCCGGUGUUCGUCCGCAACAACAAGCAAACAGGCUAUCACGAAGCAUGUGAUAGAAUGUGGAAGAGAUGUAGAGAAGAGCAUCGCUUGCAACCAAUGUAGUUUCCGAACUAUAAAGAAUUAUUAUUUAAAUAGACAUAUUAAGAAGCAUCAUGGGCAACAGAAUGAGCAGACUGAAGAUUCCAGUGCCGAAACAGGAGAUACACCAGUCGAUGUCGAUGAUAUACCGGAGGUUUUUGUCGAGAGCGAUAAAGAUGGUGACUCUGACUGGGGACGUGAGGAUCCUGGUGACUUCAUUAAAGAUCAUCAUGACAGUAGCAGCGGCUCUGACAAGGAGGCUUCCGUGCAUGAAGUGCCGUCCUCAUCUACAGAACAGCAGUCACCCCUUACUGUCAAAGAGGAGCUGGCUAAGGAUUGUGGUGACGUGGUGCCAGUAAUAGGUAGAAUAAUCCGAAAGCCUACUCGACCUGAUAGAGUCGUUUCUUCCGUACCUCAGAGAAGUGCUGUAGGGGCUCAGACCGACCCAUUUGUGUAUAGGCGAUAA